AUGUCGGGCUUGUUCCACUUGAACAAAUCUCGUUUACAUUCGACACUCACGUCAGGGUUCUGUACACACAGACGGAUUUCAUUUCCGGUCUCAUUUUUUUUUUCUUCUUUCAUCAGGCUUCACCUCCUACCACUUUUUCAUAUAACUUUUCUUUCUCUUUCCUUCUGUCUGUCUCCUUGCACCCACCCUGCACUUUGUAAUCCUUUUUAUAUCAAUAUUUUGCUGUUCAGUGAUCUCCCCAUUUCACUUGCAAACAUCACUCUUUCACAUUUUUUUUUCCUUCUUGAUCUUUACCACAUCACCUCUGACCUGAAAGAAACGCAUCUGUCACCACUUCUUCGUCUUUUUCUUCUUCGGAUGCUAUUUUUCUUCUUCUUCUUCCUCAUCUUUUUCCGCUGUUGCUGCCACUGCUUUUUUCUUUAUCUGUUUCUGUUGCUUCUUCUUCUUCUUCUUCUUCUUCUUCUUAUGUUUCUCCUUCGUAUGCUUCUUCUUUCUCAUCAUCUUCUUCUUCUUCUUCUUCUUCUGCUGCCGCUGCCGCUGUUGCUGCUUCUGCUUCUUCUAUUUUGCUUCUUCUUCUUCUUCUUCUUCUUCUUCUUCUUCCGCUUCUCCUUGUUAUGUUUCUCCUUUGUAUGUUUCUUCUUUCUCUUCUUCUUCUUCUUCUUCUUCUUCUAA
Messenger RNA from Acanthosepion pharaonis, 672 nucleotides. The record is from the annotation of a GenBank genome assembly. Lineage: Eukaryota; Metazoa; Mollusca; Cephalopoda; Sepiida; Sepiidae.